Folsomia candida is the source of this 769-nucleotide messenger RNA. RefSeq lists its product as uncharacterized. The coding region runs from base 231 to 563 and encodes 110 amino acids. The transcript has 3 exons. The record is from RefSeq and is a predicted model, not a curated record. Lineage: Eukaryota; Metazoa; Arthropoda; Collembola; Entomobryomorpha; Isotomidae.
CCCACGAUCACGCCGUGCGCCUUAAAAUGAUCAAGCAUCGCACAACUUGAACUCAUUUUGCGACAAGAAGUCAACCAGGUAACAAGACUACUCCUUCUCGAUAAGUGUAAUUUAAGGGAGAACAAAUCCUUACAAGUUAUUACAAGUUAUUAAUAUCAUCGUCUGAGGUUAUCAUUCUCACUACUUAUCAUCGUUCUCGCCAGUUAUCAUUUUAAUUUUGUGCAUCCAACAUGUCGCAGUGGAGUAAAGUUCCGCAACAGUUUGGAAAGUUGGCGUGUUCCUCGAAUUGUGGUAUGAUGGCGAAUACCAUGCAGAAAUCGGGCGCAGGAUUGGGAACGUUGGCGAAUAUGGGGAAACCGAGCUGGGAGCCGAUCGGGCGUGACCGGUGGUCAUCCACGAAGGAUAAAGAGUACAGUUAUAGCAAAGCUAUGAGCACCGCGGCGUAUGCCAGGAAAUUGGCCGGUGAGGAAGAGCUUCGCCAACAGACGCGUCCAGUCUCCGUCUCCAUUGGGACCAAAGUUCCCAAACGGAUUCCAUCACGUGUCAUUUACAAUGAUUUGUAAUGAAAAUCUCGGAAAACUAGAAGAAACUAAUCGUGGCUGGCCAUGAUUCUAAUUAUGUAUAUUUAUUUCGCAAAGCUUUUGUAAACUGUGUAACUUUUGUAAAGUUUGCAAAAAAAUAUGAGAGGCAGAACACGAGAACCCAAAUCUUAUUAAUUUUGUGAAUUUGCAAAAAAAAAUCGCAAAUUUUAAUCAGUUGACAGUCGUGA